UUCUGCGGAAUGGGGUCUUGGCAGCGUUUGCUGUGUUUUGGCGGGGUGGCGCUCCGGAGUGGUGGCGGGGCCUGUGUCCCGCUUGGGGGAAGCCACUCGGUGUGUCGGCGCCAGUUAUCUGGCGCUGAAAAUGAGACCCUAAAACAAAGAAGAACACAAAUCAUGUCCCGAGGACUUCCAAAGCAGAAACCAAUAGAAGGUGUUAAACAAGUUAUAGUUGUGGCUUCUGGAAAGGGUGGAGUUGGAAAGUCUACAACAGCAGUUAACCUUGCACUUGGACUAGCAGCGAAUGAUUCGGUAGGUGUUCAUUAAUAGAAUUAUUAAUUUAUUAAAAUGUGUUU
Molecule: messenger RNA, 341 nt
Organism: Myotis davidii
Lineage: Eukaryota; Metazoa; Chordata; Mammalia; Chiroptera; Vespertilionidae
Product: iron-sulfur protein NUBPL-like
Exons: 3
Coding region: 10-312 (100 amino acids)
Biological process (GO): iron-sulfur cluster assembly; mitochondrial respiratory chain complex I assembly
Cellular component (GO): mitochondrion
Molecular function (GO): 4 iron, 4 sulfur cluster binding; ATP binding
Source: RefSeq, a predicted model, not a curated record